AUGAAGUUCCUCGCAACCCUCGCUCUGGCCCUCACCGCCGCCUCCACGGGCGCGCUCGCCCAAGGCACCAACGCUACCGCCUUCGCCGACGGCCUCCUCAGCGCUCUCCGCGCCAACAACCUCUCUCGUCUCGCCGACGCCGUAGGCAACAACUCCCAGAUGCUGCUCGGCGCUCUCCAGGGCGGAAACAAGACGGUGCUGGCUCCCAGCAACCAGGCCUUCCAGGCGCUCGGCAACGAUGUGUCUGACCAGACUCUUGUCGCUACCAUCGCUUACCACGUUCUGAACGGUUCGAUUAGCAACAGCCAGCUGGGAACCAACAACAAGACGAUCGCAGCCAGCGCACUCAACUCGUCCGAGUUCGUCACUCUGCCCCGAAACCGCUCUCAGGUGGUUGUGCUUUCCAAGCAGGCCAGCAACAACACCGCCUACGUCCAGUUGCCUACGGGAAACGUCUCCUUCGCCUUGACGCAGGAUGGACCUCAGUACCAGAACAUUCGCGUUCAACCCAUCACGCAGGUGCUUACCAUCCCUCCGAAUGUCACCGCUGUGGCUGGCGAUCUCGGAGCUAGCCAGCUGGCCGAGUUGCUGAACGGAGCCAACCUGGGCGAUGCGCUCGAUGGAUCCAUCGUCACCGUCUUUGCCCCUACCAACGCGGCCAUCCAGGCGGUGCAGCAGACCGUGCAAGCCGCCACCGCCGAGCAGCGUACCGCCGUUCUGCUCAACCACGUGCUCAACGGUACCGUCGUCUACUCGACCAGCCUCGCCUCCACUCCGAACGCCAUCAGCGCUGCGGGUAACCAGCUCACCUUUGUCAGCAAUUCCACCGGUGCGUUUGUCACCAGCGGAAAUGUGACGGCUAGGAUCGUGAUGAGCGACUACGUAGCCAAGAACGGCGUGGUUCACGUCAUCGACAGGGUGCUGCUCAACACGACGCAGAACACCCAGGCUGCCGCUAGCGCCUACAGCUCGGCUACCGCCGCUGCCGCCACCCAGACCAGCGCACCGGGCGUCGGUGGCGGCAGCGGCAGCGGAAGUGGUAGUGGAAGCGGAAGCGGAAGCGGCGGUUCGGGUAACGGCGCUGCUGGCUUGAAGCCCAAAAAAACAAUGUCAGACAACAGCCCAGUAGUCCUGCUCACGGGGGCCUCUCGAGGUCUCGGUCUAGCCGUCCUCAAGCUUCUCCUCCGCGGAUCUCCCAGCACCUCCAGCGCGACCUUCCCAGCUGCUCGAGUGGUCACCAUCUCGCGCACGCUCACGCCGGAGCUAUCUUCCCUCCAGUCCGACCAACCUUCUUCGCUCAUCUGCGUCCAGGGGGAUGUCACGUCUAGCAGCACAAAUGCUUCCGCUGUGUCGGCUGCGGUUCGGGAAUUCGGACGUCUCGAUUCGCUGAUUCUGAACGCGGGUGUCGUUUCCACGGAACAAAUCUCCAACCUUACCCCCGAGAGUUUUGCGGAAACGCUCAAUGUCAACACCGUCUCCCUCAUCAGCACCCUCUCCGCAGCACUUCCGGAGCUGCGAAAGUCGACGCGAGGAACAGUAGUGUUCGUAUCCUCCGGCGCCGCAACAGGCAACACCGCCGGGUGGUGCGCGUACAACGCCUCCAAAGCCGCACUCAACGCCGUCGCCCGAACCCUCGCCAACGAAGAAAACUUGGCUGUAUUUGCCGUACGACCCGGUGUCGUCGAUACGGAUAUGCAAACCCUCCUACGAAGCGAAAAGGGUCAAGCGAUGAAGAAGGACGAGAGGGAAAGGUUCUUGACGCUGCACAAGGAGGGCAAGCUGUUGAGACCCGAACAACCAGCGUACAGUAUCGCAGCGUUGGCAGUGAAAGGUACAAGGGAGGAGCCGAGGGGCAAGGAGGGGAAAGGGUUGGGUGCGCAAGGCGCGUUUGUCACUUGGAACGAGGAUGUUUUGGCGGGUUACAAGGAUGAAAAUAUCCGGCUUUGA
Messenger RNA from Pseudozyma hubeiensis SY62, 1947 nucleotides. RefSeq lists its product as hypothetical. The transcript is spliced from 3 exons. The coding region runs from base 1 to 1947 and encodes 648 amino acids. The record is from RefSeq and is a predicted model, not a curated record. NCBI's taxonomy places the organism in Eukaryota, Fungi, Basidiomycota, Ustilaginomycetes, Ustilaginales, Ustilaginaceae. Gene Ontology annotation, cellular component: intracellular anatomical structure. Gene Ontology annotation, molecular function: oxidoreductase activity, acting on NAD(P)H, oxygen as acceptor.